Molecule: messenger RNA, 7655 nt
Organism: Pleuronectes platessa (European plaice)
Lineage: Eukaryota; Metazoa; Chordata; Actinopteri; Pleuronectiformes; Pleuronectidae
Product: poly [ADP-ribose] polymerase tankyrase-1
Exons: 29
Coding region: 16-3906 (1296 amino acids)
Molecular function (GO): NAD+ poly-ADP-ribosyltransferase activity; protein binding
Source: RefSeq, a predicted model, not a curated record
UGUUGUGUUGUGAAAAUGGCGACGCCUCGUCGCUCCUCUCAGCAGCAGCAACAGCCGAAUUCCCUGCUGUCCUCCCCGCCCCGCGGCUCCUCGGGCCCCGGUGGCCCUCCUGGCUCUCCUCCGGCACCCGUCGACGAUGCCGCCCCGCUUCCUCCCCGGGACGGAUUGAUGGAGAGCCCGCCUGACGGUGAGGCAGACCCGGCCUCUCCCACAACUACCACCACCACCACCGCUACCAACAGCAGCAGCGGCUCUCCAUCUCUGGCCCUCACCGCCAGCAGCAGCACAACCAGCGGCAGCAGCAGCAGUGGCAGCUCCCCGACCACCACCGAGGGUACCGGGAGCAGCCCGGGCUCCACGCCCGAGUCGGGUUGCGGUAACCCGGGCAGCAGCAGCAGCAGCAGCAGCAGCAGUAGCGGUGGUGGUGGAGCUAACGGUGCCUUCAGGGAGCUGUUUGAAGCCUGUCGGACAGGGGAUGUUUCCCGGGUGAAGAAGCUCGUGGACGUGUUGAAUGUGAACGCUAAAGACAUGGCGGGACGUAAAUCCACUCCUCUGCAUUUCGCAGCAGGUUUCGGGCGGAGAGACGUGGUGGACCACUUACUUCAAACAGGCGCUAACGUGCACACGAGGGAUGACGGCGGUCUGAUCCCGCUCCACAACGCCUGCUCUUUCGGUCACUCUGAGGUGGUGUCCUUGUUGCUGUGUCAGGGCGCCGAUCCCAACUCUCGAGACAACUGGAACUACACGCCGCUGCACGAAGCCUCCAUCAAAGGCAAGAUAGACGUCUGUAUAGUGUUGCUGCAGCACGGAGCCGAUCCCAACAUCCGCAACACCGACGGCAAGUCUGCCCUGGACCUGGCUGAACCCUCCGCCAAGGCCGUGCUCACAGGUGAAUACAAGAAGGAUGAGCUGCUGGAGGCGGCGAGGAGUGGGAAUGAGGAGAAGCUAAUGGCUUUGCUCACCCCGCUGAACGUCAACUGCCAUGCGAGCGACGGACGCAAGUCCACCCCACUCCACCUGGCAGCAGGAUACAACAGGGUGAGGAUAGUUCAGCUGUUACUACAGCACGGAGCAGAUGUCCACGCCAAGGACAAGGGUGGUCUGGUGCCUCUACACAAUGCCUGCUCCUAUGGACACUAUGAAGUUACAGAACUUCUGCUGAAGCAUGGGGCGUGUGUUAACGCCAUGGAUCUGUGGCAGUUCACCCCGCUCCACGAAGCGGCGUCUAAAAACCGGGUGGAGGUCUGCUCCCUGCUGCUGAGCCACGGGGCCGACCCGACCCUGCUCAACUGCCACAGCAAGAGCUCCGUGGACAUGGCGCCCACUCCCGAGCUGAAGGAGAGACUCACAUAUGAGUUCAAGGGCCACUCGCUACUUCAAGCUGCACGAGAAGCCGACAUGGCCAAGGCCAAGAAGACGCUGGCGCUGGAGAUCAUCAACUUCAAACAUCCUCACACACACGAGACCGCACUACAUUGUGCAGUGGCGUCACCUCACCCCAAAAGGAAACAGGUGACGGAGCUGCUGCUGAGGAAAGGUGCCAACGUUAAUGAGAAGAACAAAGAUUUCAUGUCUCCUCUCCAUGUGGCUGCGGAGCGAGCUCAUAAUGAUAUCAUGGAGGUGCUACAGAAACAUGGCGCUAAGGUGAACGCGGUGGACACGCUGGGUCAGACCGCUUUGCACCGCGCCGCGCUGGCCGGCCACCUCCAGACCUGCAGGCUGCUGCUGGGAUACGGGGCCGACGCCUCGCUGCUGUCGCUGCAGGGUUUCACCGCUGCUCAGAUGGGAAAUGAAGCCGUUCAGCAAAUACUCAACGAGAACGUCCCGGUGAGAAACUCUGAUGUGGACUACAGACUUCUGGAAGCUGCUAAAGCUGGAGACCUGGACACUGUCAAGUCGCUGUGUACGGCUCAGAAUGUGAACUGCAGAGACCUGGAGGGACGACACUCGACUCCCCUUCACUUUGCUGCUGGAUACAACCGAGUGUCCGUGGUGGAGUACCUCCUGCACCAUGGAGCCGACGUGCACGCCAAGGACAAAGGCGGCCUGGUUCCCCUGCAUAACGCCUGUUCGUACGGCCACUACGAGGUGGCCGAGCUGCUGGUCAGACACGGAGCCUCAGUCAACGUGGCCGACCUGUGGAAGUUCACGCCGCUUCACGAAGCUGCCGCCAAGGGCAAAUACGAGAUCUGCAAACUGCUGCUCAAGCACGGAGCCGACCCCACCAAGAAGAACCGAGACGGGAACACGCCUCUGGACCUGGUGAAGGACGGGGACACCGACAUCCAGGACCUGCUCCGGGGAGACGCCGCCCUGCUGGACGCCGCCAAGAAGGGCUGCUUGGCCAGGGUGCAGAAGUUGUGCAGCCCCGACAAUAUCAACUGUCGGGAUACGCAGGGACGCAACUCCACCCCGCUGCACCUGGCAGCCGGGUACAACAACCUUGAGGUGGCAGAGUAUCUGUUGGAACAUGGAGCCGAUGUUAACGCACAGGACAAAGGAGGGCUGAUACCUUUACACAACGCUGCUUCAUACGGGCACGUGGACAUCGCCGCCCUGCUGAUCAAGUACAACACGUGCGUCAACGCCACAGACAAGUGGGCGUUCACCCCCCUUCACGAAGCGGCCCAGAAAGGACGGACUCAGCUCUGUGCUCUGCUGCUGGCCCACGGAGCCGAUCCCACCAUGAAGAACCAGGAGGGACAGACGCCUCUGGACCUGGCGACGGCGGAUGAUAUCAGAGCGUUGCUGAUCGAUGCCAUGCCACCAGACGCUCUGCCGAGCUGCUUGAAACCACAGGCCACCGUGGUGAGUGCGACUGUGUCGAGCAACGGUGCAGUAGGGGGCGUGGUCAUCUCUCCCUCGCCAUCCCCAUCCUGCCUCUCCGCAGCCAGCAGCCUCGACAACCUGACCACGCCCCUUGGGGACCUCACAGUGGGCGGGGCCACCGGUCCUGCAGAUGGAGCCUGUGGGUCGGACAGGAAGGAAGGAGAAGGUCUGCUCGACAUGACCAUCAACCAGUUCUUAAAGAGCCUGGGGCUGGAACACAUCCGAGACACCUUCCAACGGGAACAGAUCUCUCUGGACGUGCUGGCAGACAUGGGUCACGAGGAGCUGAAGGAGAUCGGCAUCAACGCUUACGGUCACAGACACAAGCUCAUCAAGGGCAUCGAGAGGCUGCUGGGAGGCCAACAAGGUGGAAAUCCAUACCUCACGUUCCACUGCUCCAGCCAGGGCACCGUGCUGAUCGACCUGGCAACGGACGACAAGGAGUUCCAGUCUGUGGAGGAGGAGCUGCAGAGCACCAUCAGAGAACACCGCGAUGGAGGCAACGCAGGCGGAGUCUUCAGCCGCUACAACAUCAUUAAGAUUCAGAAGGUGGUGAACAAGAAGCUACGGGAGAGAUACUCACACAGGCAGAAGGAAAUCGCAGACGAGAAUCACAACCACCACAACGAGCGCAUGCUCUUUCAUGGUUCUCCCUUCAUCAACGCCAUCAUCCAUAAGGGCUUCGACGAGCGCCACGCCUACAUCGGCGGCAUGUUUGGCGCCGGCAUCUACUUUGCAGAGAAUUCCUCCAAAAGCAAUCAGUACGUGUACGGGAUAGGUGGCGGAACGGGUUGUCCCACCCACAAGGAUCGAUCCUGCUACGUGUGUCACAGGCAGAUGUUGUUCUGCAGAGUGACGCUGGGGAAGUCCUUCCUCCAGUUCAGUGCCAUGAAGAUGGCCCACGCUCCCCCGGGACACCACUCUGUGAUUGGUCGACCCAGCGUCAACGGACUGGCGUAUGCAGAGUACGUCAUCUACAGAGGGGAACAGGCGUACCCGGAGUACUUGAUCACCUACCAGAUCGUGAAGCCAGAGAGUCCGGCCACGCCUUCUGCCACAGCGGAGCAGAAGUCCUAAGACCCGGUGGCAGCUGGAUCCAGAGACGCCAGAGGGCAGUGGACUAAACGCUGGUUCUCACGGGACUAGAACUGAACUAGCAGGCGUUUGAAAGUCUCCCGAGCUGAACUUGACGUGGACGAGCGUCGGACCAGGGGGACGAUCCUCGGAAAACAGACGUGCACUUGUCAAGACGGAGGGAGGACAAAGAGGAUGAGGAGGCAGUCUCUGAGUUAGGGGAUAUGAAACAUGCACAGUCAAGCUGACGGCGAAAAAAUCCAUCGCGUUCUGUAAUUAAAUGGAUCUAAUCUUGCAGAAGAAAAUGCAAAUGGUUUGAUCAAUGCCUCUGGAAAUGUACCAGUGAGCUAAUUUUUUAAUUUGUCGCCCGGUGGCUCGAUCCCAUAAACAAUUAAAGAGAGCGAUUACAACAGGACACAGAACCAAAGCAAAAUCAACAUCUCUGAUUUUGCUCCUUUGCAACACUCCACGUAUUCUAACCCCCCGUUUCUAAAUGUGUUGUGUUGUUACCGUGUCCUCGUUCGGCUUUUGUGCGUCAUCCACCGCAACGAAACAACACCUCGAGGCCACUUCCACAAACAGAGAUCGUUGUGCUGAGAGAAGAGAAGCUCCGCGCCGGCUCCUCACGUUUUUUUUAUUCUUCUAACCAACGGGGCUCAUGUGCACAAGAGACACUCACAUCGCCCCCCCGCUCUAAACACGGAGAGAACGAUGCAAUGAGCGUGAGCGCGGGGAAGGAAAAGAGAUUUACUGUGGACAGACGCCCAGGAGUCAAUAAGCAGAGAGCAAACUGGAGACCUCAGUGUUUGUCUGUCGAGUCUCCUCUGCACUUCACUACCAGGACCAUCUCCUGCACACACACACACACACACACACACACACACACAUACACACACUGAGGAGGAACACGGGCAUUACCCUCACAUGAGCGAGCAGCAACCAGUGUGUCCCACCUGACACCUGUCAAUCUGCCUUAAUUUCUCCUUAAUGGAGCAAAAUGUUUUUAUUUGCUUGAAAAUAUAGAUAUACAUUUUCAAAGUUUAUUUCUUAUCUUAGUUUCAUAUUAACGUGGCGGUUGCUGCUUGUAUUUAGCUCAGUUUAAAAAUAAAAGACCAAACUUCUUGAUCCAGAACCAGGGGCGUGUCCUACGAAGCAAGUUCCACAUAGUUCAUAACCUGUUGCAGCGAAAGUUAUCACUGUGAUUUACCUCGUUUUAUUAUUAAAUGUAUAAUACAUCAUUUCAGGCCACUCUGGUCUCAAUUUAAACUAUAACAAAAGAUUUAUUUCGAUGAUGGAGCUAAUUAUACUGAUUUGAAUCGACCUGUCGUGACUCGGGAGCAAAUCAUGUUCACAGAUGAGGUCAAAGUUGUAAAGUUUUAUUCAUGUUACACAAUAAACGGCGAAUGAAUAAUCAGGAUCUGUUACAAGAGAGCAAAUCAAUCAGUGGAAGGAAAAAGUUAAGUUAAAGCAAACACGAGGAAAGACGGUGGAAGUCGAGAGUAAAGAGACGACGCGAUUAAAGUCAAGAAAUCUCUCUGAGUUGGAAAAGUUUUGGAUGAUGUAAGAACACAAGUCGCACAACGUGUAUAACAAAGGUGGAUUCUAGACCAGAGUUAAAACCUGAAGUUACCUUCGAGAACCACACAUCCUGCUUCGUAGAACAAACCCCGGGUUCGACCACAAGGGACCAGAUCGUGACACUGUUCUAACUACAGACGUAAACAUGCACAUCUCCUCUUUAACAGAUUUACAACACGAGCCCGGAGAGAAAGUGACCAUCACUCCUCAGGAGGGAGCGCUUUGGUUUUACAGUUACUACCGAACGUUAUUUACAAAGUUCUGGAUCUGAAAAAUGGUCUCGUGCUGCUUCAACAUUCUCUCCUGCUUCAUGUGUUCUAACGUCUGUUGUUGUUGUUGUUGUUUACAUGAACCUGCUGCCUCUCCUCUCUACCUGGAACUGUCAGCGCCGCCCAGUGGUGGCACAGAAGAACUGUGGGCUCGCAGUAUUUAGCACGUCCAGUGUAGUUUUUUUUUUUUGGGAGGCAUUUAUCUUGAGGUCAAUUUCCACACGGUACUCGUUAUUUGUGUGGUUUUUCUUUUUCUUUAUUGUGUUACACUCCUCAAACAUUAAGAAACAUGUGAAGUGAGAAUAUUUUUUACAUAACCAGAGAAUUACUGAAGUUGAAAAUAACAGAUCCAUGGAUAACGAGAUGAACUAACUCCUCACACUAUACGUACUGUAAGUUUGACCUUUUUCUUAAUGACUCUGACCAUGUUUAUCUGUUGAUGUUUUUAUUAUUUAUCUGUAUUGUUUGUAUCUUAACGACACUGUACGUUACACGGGACCACGCGCGAGUUUCAUUUCCUUCAGGUCGAUCGAGUCAGAGCGAGUCAAAGGUUUUGAAAUUCCUUCAGACGACGGGGAAUGGAUAAAUGAAAGUGGCCUUACAUGUCUUUUGAACUUUGCCUUGAACUCGUUUGGAAACUCACAACGGAGUUUACCCCGAAUCGAACAGUAGCAGAAAGAAAGCUCGUUUAUAUUCUAUAUCUGACAAGCAGCGAGAGGAUCUGGGUUUUUAAUUUGAACACGUUUGAGUUCCUUUUAAUUCUGCUUUUAGAGUUUCUGCCGCUCGGACUCAGAUUCCAGCUGAUUUGCACUUUCAGGCGGGAGGUGAAGAUGACGUCGGUCUGAGCCUGAAACAAACUAAAAUCAAACCCUCGUUAGAACUCGGAGCUUAAACUCUUUGUUUCCCGCUAACGCUCGGACAAAUGAACUAAACCUUUUUUUUAAAUCAAUCUACUUUUUUAACUGUGACGUUUUAACAUCGGCUUUUUUCCUCCAGCCCACACGUUGGAUAUCAACAGUUCAUCCCCAACAGCAAUGAAUGAUAAGAGAAACGAUUUCUGCAGCUUCACAUGUCAACAAGUUAUAAUGUGAUUCAUCGAGGGGGAGGAAGUGGAAAAAGGAAAUUAAUUGAAACCGAAAAACGAAACGAACAAAGUGAUGACUACAGCAGGAAUGAGAAAAACUAAUAAGCUUGAAAUGAUAUUGUAAACGCUGCAGCACUGGGACACAAACACAGUGUACAUAUUCUGAUCCCCGUGUAAAAGGAGGUUCUAUCUGACAUUUCACACAAUGUUUAAUCUUAAUUUACAAAACUCUGAUCAGGGUUUUAAAAACUUUCUUUCACUCGAAGGGAGAAUCUAACAUUUCCCCGCGCUGUCUCUGGAUCUGUGGAAGAAGUUUCAGAUGAAGGCGUUUAUGUCGUCGACCCCUUCAGAGGUCGACGGCCCAGUUUGAUUUAUGUUGUUUUAAAUGAGACUGUAUAUACACUAACUCCAGAUGGGCCCAUUAAUGGGUCUUUUAUGGACAAUUUCCAAUUUAUGUUUCUUUCUUUUUUUCUUCUUCUUUGGAAGACUUUUCAAAGACUUUUUUUAUGUGACGAUAAAUAUUUGAAUUGUGUUUUAUUUUUUUUCUCGCUGGUCUCUGCUCAUCCAUCGAGAGCCAUGCGGCCAUCUUUGUAAAUAGGGAUUGUAAGAGAGUGUGUGCGAGUGCGUGUUGGAUCGAUCCAUCGCUCACGUUCCGACCUGCCUUCUACCAAAAGCCACAAGUUUGAUGCCCACAUUUUCUCAUGGGUUUUGUUUGACCCGCUGUUGUACAGACGGUUGCACAGAGCUGCCCGACCAGCGAACUCUUAAAACAGAGAAACUCUUGUACAGAUGAAAAUCCUUAAUAAAAGAACUUGAAGUGG